CUCCUCCUUCUCUGUAGAAUGGUUUCAGGUAAAAAUCGCAGCAACAGCGUAUUUCCUGUUUCCAAUCCUACACAAUAUUAUAUAGUUCUUAUAGAAGCAAUAUAAAAGUAAGAAUGGAAGUGAUCUGAUAACCUUAAUUAUUUCUUUGUCAUAAAACAUUGUUUAAGAACAUGAAAAGAAUUCUUGAAUCUUCCUGAAAAAACUUAAUAACCUCCAUGGCGGGGGUCAUUAACCAUGUUGAGGGCUGUAGCUGACAUAAAAUAAUAAAAUGGGUAGUUGACAUGUCUCCACUAUGGUCAUUAGAGGGUGCAAUUCACUGAAACCUACAAUCUGAUGACAAAAACAAGGAACAAUGAUGGCAGCUAUGUCUCAACAACCCAGCCUAGGAAGGCAAAUAUGUGAAAUCUGAAUCCGCCAUUAAAACCUGUUCUGCAGCUGAGGGUGUGUCAGUGAUAUUUGACAGUAACUAGUUAGUGUGGAGUUAACAUUUCGCAACUGCUUACAUUAGGAUCACAGAUUUCACUUUUAGGUUUGGGAACUUUUUUGAUCGUGUUCCAACGCACUAAUACGACAAAGAUGUCAUCUGUGGUUGCACAAACUGCUCUAAUCCAACAUAUUCCAACGACAACAUCACACUCCAAUCACGCCAAUCCAAACCACUACGAUGGCUGUGUGUGCUCAAACAACAAUACUUUGAGCAAUCCAGCAAAUCUCUUAACAAAUACAAAAAUCCCUCAAAGCUGCGCGAUGCCAAUACAUUUUUGGAAAGUAUAAAACAGAGAAACUGAACGUGUUCUCACAUGUUCAGAACAGAUCGUUUAGAUACACAGACAUGUCAGAUUUAUUUUCAAGUAGAAUGUGUCCAAUUAAAACAAGUAAUACAACUUUCUCACUUUUAAGAUCUUGAUAUUUUAGGGCAUAUCAUCUGUAGGAUGGCUUCAUCGAGGAGCUUCUGAAAUUCCGGAUUUAUAUUUAAUAGGAUUCCUAUCCACUGUUUACUCGUGCAUUCUUUUCUUAAAGACUGUGCUUUAAAACUGGUUUGAUCAAGUGUUUUUACUUUAUACUGAAGUUUAUCUAUUUAAAAAUUAGAUGUAACACUGCCCUCUGGUGGUUCUCAGACCCUCCUACAUCCCAUUGAGGCGGCAUUGCCUUCACUUCGAAAGCAGAUGCAGAACGAUUUUUAUUCAAAUGUAUCUUAUCAGGUCACAGUUGACAUUGUCCCUGUGCUGUGUGUGAGCAGUUCAAGCAGCCACAGGCCACUUUGGUGCACAGGUUCUGUCUCACCCCCACAUUAUUUACCCGGAGGCCAAUUUGUUACCCAACAACAUUUCUCUCUUCAAGUGCCACAUGUUCUGGCAGGAAACAGUCGAGAGACAUGCAAGAGACAUGCUGCCUAUAAUGACGCUGGGGGUAACAUAGUAGCAUAACUGUAAGCAUGAUAUCUGUAAGCAUGAUAUGUCUUUUUUAUAAUGUUUGAUUUAAUUUCAGAAUAUUCUGUGCAUUUUUUUGACCAUCUGAUGCACAAAACUGACAUAGACGCAAACUGAACAGAUUUACUCAUUGUGUGGAUAUUGGUAUUGUUAUUACCAUGCCCCCCAAAAAAUGUAGAAGACAAAUUGCUCUUGACAAAUUGUGCAUUGUGUGUAAACACUGUGUAUUUUCCUGCAAGAAAAAAAACGUUGUGAGCCCUGGAUAUGCUGGUGCUUGUGCAAAAUGUUCCUAAGCAUGAAAAGCCAACAAACGCAAGUGAACGUAUCGGUUGAGAUGAUUAUAGGGAACUUUCUGACAGCAUGAAAUCCCCGGAUUGCAUAGCAGCUGCUCAAAGUUAGACACUUACAACAUCCCGCUGCUCGAGCUCUAAGUGCACGAUCCUGAGGAAUCUGAGGCGUGCGGAAGUUUGCAUCUCUGUUUUGGAAAACCUACUUCUGAGAGACUACUGCAAAGACUGCUCAAGGCUGACCGACCUAAACCUGGAGAACCAGCUGAUAGUUGCAUCAUCAUCAUCAUCAUCAUCAUCAUCAUCAUCAUCAUCAUCAUGACCAUCUGUUAUAAGACACCUCACCAGAGAGCAGCAGCCAUGGCAUUAGAGAGAUGAGUGUGUUCAGUAGACUAAUGGGAUUGUUGAUACAAAAGUACCCCCGUCCCUAAAAGCCUUAAAGAUAAUUACAUGUUUCAACCCCCAAAACAACCAAUCAGAAAACAUUUGCUUCUGGGUGGGGCCGUCUGGUCUUUACUGGCUUAUCUGGAAACUUCGAUCUCUGAUAGAGUACUGCUACAGUCUCGCAACGCCUCACAUCUUUAGGCAGAAGAUGAUGGCUGCCGAUCCGAGGCCGACGCUCACCCCCCAGCAAGCAACCGAAGUGACGCAGCAGCUUUAUGGAGUGACUGUGAGGGAGAUCACCACCCUGCCUAGUUACAUGGACCAGAACUACCUCGUGGAGGAUAAGGAGGGCUCCAAGUAUGUCCUGAAGAUCAUGAACUCAAAAGAGAGUGAGGAGACGGCCCUGCUGGAGUUGCAGACUCUCGCCAUGUCCUUCCUACACCAGCAUGGAUUUCCUGCGCAGACGGUGGUGUCCACCACCACAGGGCAGCUGAUGAGUAUGGAGGAAAUAGACUGCGGACAAGGUGCUCAAACCUACUGCGUCAGGUUGCUGACCUACCUCCCUGGAGAGACCGUCGCAAAGUCUCCAGUCACGAAGCACGACCUGUAUAAUCUGGGCAAGUUGGGUGCAGCCCUGAAUAAGACGUUGCUUCAGCUUUCAUCCCCAAACCUGGAUAUGUUACAAAGGGACGAUGAACCGUGGCAUAUGCAAAACGUUCCUCUUCUGGAGGGCUACCUGUCAGUGAUGGAUGGAGACCCCCUGCAGGAUGUGAUCCGAGCAGUCAUCCAACAGUUUCAAUCACAUGUGCAGCCCAAAAUCAGCAAUUUCCAUAAAGGGAUAAUACACGGGGACCUGAGUGACCAGAACAUCAUUGUCACACCACUAACCAAUGGGCACCAUGAGGUGUCAGGCAUCCUGGACUUUUCAAUGCUCAUGAGCGGAUGCCACGUGUAUGAUCUGGCAAUAAUGAUCAUGUACACGAUGCUGGAGAACCCCAGUCCCUUGGACGCAGGUGGCGCACUGUUAGCAGGCUGGGAGAGCGUCAUGCUGCUCAACAGUGACGAGAGGGACUGCCUCUUCCUGAUGGUGCUCGGUCGGCUGUGCCAGUCUUUGGUUUAUGGAAGGUACAAUGUCAACAAAUACCCAGACAACAAGGAAUACCUAUUGAUCACAGCCAAAAGUGGGACUCAGAUAUUAUACAAACUCUGGGAGCUGGGCAAGAAAGAAGUAGAGAAGAAGUGGUUCACAGACGCCAGCACAUUCAAACAAGAAAUAAAUGUGUCUCCGUGAAUUAGCAUGGAGGUUUAAAUCCUUACAGUAAAAGGGAAAGGGACGAUAAACUGUGGGAUAUGCAAAACGCUCCUGUCGUGGAGGGCUACCUGUCAGUGAUGGAUGGAGAUCCUCUGCAGGAUGUGAUCAGAGCAGUCCACCAGGAAACGUAUGGUAAACAGAAGCAAAGCGACUGCUCUAAAAUCCUUACAUUGCCCUGCUUGUUGUUCUUGGUUUUCUUUAAUACAAUAUGUUGACAAUAACACGGUUGAGGGUUCUUUACAACACAAAUAAAAUAAAUAAUCUCUACUUUUCAGUGAAUUGUGGAUGUUUUAUUUAACAUAUUUGGCACAUAAGAAAACAUUUCUUGGUUUAUUAAAUCACCAGCCUUUGGAACAGUAAAAAACAUG
This is a messenger RNA of Hippoglossus stenolepis (Pacific halibut), 3781 nucleotides long. Its product is annotated as hydroxylysine kinase. Bases 2310 to 3392 code for a protein of 360 amino acids. Gene Ontology annotation, molecular function: amino acid kinase activity. The record is from RefSeq and is a predicted model, not a curated record. The transcript has 5 exons. NCBI's taxonomy places the organism in Eukaryota, Metazoa, Chordata, Actinopteri, Pleuronectiformes, Pleuronectidae.